AUGUACAGAACGCAUCUCAAAGAAAUCCUCCCGCUCAGCGACGUGCACCACCUGCACGUGUUCGCGGGCGCGGUCGUGAGCGUGGAGGUGAUUUGGCACUCGUUCUGGCACUUCGCGAGGUGGGCGUCCGGCGGCGACGCGCGAUUUCUCGUCGACACGCAAACCGGCGUCACCGGCGUGAUCGCGCUCCUCGUCACGCCGCUCAUCUGUUAUCCGAUGAUGUUUCACCGAGCGCGUCGCGCCAUCUCUUUCGAAUACCGGAAGGCGAUGCACUACCUCGCGGUCGUCUGGGGCGUGUGCGUCAUGUUGCACGCGCCCGCGACGAACGUGUUGUGGGUGAUGGGCUCCGCGGUGGGAUUGUAUGUCGCCGACUGGGCGGUGGGGUACUUUCUCAAGGUGCGGUACUGCCCGACAAUGACGAUGAUACGUCUCGGACCGAAAGCGGUGGAGAUCGUCUUCGAGAACCCCCGGGGAUUUCUGCCGAACCUCAGCGGCGGCGGGUACGUGUACCUGUGCUUGCCUUGGAUCGGGUCGUUCCAGUGGCACGCGUUCUCGGUGUACGAGCAUCCGACGCUGAAAAAUCACAGCUCGGUGUGCGUCUUGAAAGCGGGCGACUGGACGACGGCGCUGCACGCGGCGCUGACGAAACCGUCAAACAAACCGGGGUGGGUCUACGGCCCGUUUCCUUCGCCAUUUUUGACCGCCUCGAACCACGAGAACAUCAUCGCGGUGGCGAGCGGCAUCGGCAUCACGCCCACGCUCGGAACCGUCGUCUCGCUCGGAGGGACGCGUCGGGUCAACGUGGUGUGGACGUGCAGAGACGCGGAAUUGAUCGAGUACGCCCUGCGCACGGUGGCGUUUUCCAAGGAGGCGUUCACCGUCAUCUACUACACGGGCGAGCACGAGCUCUUGCUGGACGAGGGUCCGUUCAGAGAGAACCACAACUUGCUUGUCAUCGCGGGACGACCGAACUUGGAAAAGAUCAUCCUCGAGAUCAUGCGAAGCGUUGAGACGAAAAAGCCGCUGUCGGUGCACACGCUCGAGGCGGCGAACCAGAUGUACGUGAAAACGUUCACGCGCGACGGCGGCGAGCGACUCGAGGUGCUGCUUAAACGCAUCCGACUCUCCUACAGCGCGAGCGAACUCUUCGAGUUGGCGAGGGCGGCGUCGCUCGAGGCUGAGAUCGAGGCUCGAGACGCCGAGGCCGAGGCUCGGUCGUCAUCUCUCGAUCAUCCCGCGAGUCUGCAGGCGGCGGCACCUAGGCCUCGGUUGAGAACGACGUCCGCCACCAUCUCAGGGUUGAUUCAACAGUGCAUUGUCGGCAUCACCCUGCGGGGGCUCGACAAGUUCAUCAGAGACGCGCAGCGCGGCGCCGGCCUCGGACGCCCGGGCCACGGCGGCGUUGACGUUCGCUCGUACGGAACGACCCUGAAGAUGGUGUUCGAGCAACACGACGCCAACUCGAGCGGAGAGCUCGACGAAUCGCAGUUCGCGCGAGUGCUCUCGACGCUCAGCUCGAGCGGCGAGGCGGACGUGGAGGCGAGUCGCGAGCGCGGCGGCGGGGGGCACAGAGCGCCGGUGUAUCGGAGAGCGCUCGUGCGCGCCGCCGCCUCUCUCGAGAGCAUUUUGACGGCAAAGUACGAGGGGCCGAAUUUCGAGAAUUUUCAGGCGCGUUCGUUCUCCUCGCGCCGGUCCCCGCACGACCCCGUCCGCGCGAUUUUGUACUGCGGCGGCGCCGCGACCGUGGUGAGGAUGUUGAGGGCCAUGCGGAAGACCACGGGCGUGGACGUGCAGAUCGAAUCUUUCGAGUGGUGA
Messenger RNA from Micromonas pusilla CCMP1545, 1815 nucleotides. RefSeq lists its product as uncharacterized. Gene Ontology annotation, cellular component: plasma membrane. Lineage: Eukaryota; Viridiplantae; Chlorophyta; Mamiellophyceae; Mamiellales; Mamiellaceae. Gene Ontology annotation, molecular function: oxidoreductase activity; calcium ion binding. The record is from RefSeq and is a predicted model, not a curated record. Bases 1 to 1815 code for a protein of 604 amino acids. The transcript is spliced from 2 exons.